AUGGCCGACAUUGAGCCUGAAAUCCUAAUCUUGGUCCUCAACAAGGAUCGAUCUUCCUGGAGCCACGAUUUUCGCUCGACGGAUCGAUCUAUUUAUGACUUUUUGGAUCUCUUGGUCUCGACGGGGCUGGAUUUCACCAAUGUCACUCUGGGCUUCAUGACAACGUCGCAAGACGAGUUUGCCGAGAUGAAAAUGGCAUCGUCUGAGCUCCCAUUUGCCCGAACAGUACUCUUCUACCAGCAAGACGACGGGCCCAAGUUUUCCUAUCAAGAAAGGCACAAUCCCGUCGUGCAACGCGAGCGCCGGGCCUGGAUCGCCGCAUUGAGGAAUUAUCUCACACUGCGCACUCUGGAAGACGAAAAGCACAUUUUUUGGGUGGAUGCAGACGUGGUCGAGUUCUCAAACGGAAUCCUACAGACAAUGCUGUCGCACACAACUGCGCGCGACGAUGUUGGUGUCCUGACCACUCGGUGUCAGCAGCACUUGAUUGAGAGCUACGACAAGAAUGCCUGGGUGAUUGACAGGGACAAGGCGCAACUGCUGGGUCCAGUGGACGACGAGGCAAGGCAGGACGCCCUGCGAGAACUUGUUGGAUCAAGACGCUACGCCGACGAGAUCAUCAAGGGCACGGGCGAUAACGAUUUGAUACCUCUGGACAGCACCGGAGGAACGCUGCUGUAUAUUCGCUCGGACCUGGUCAGAAAAGGGCUCAUCUUUCCCACCUAUAAUGUUGUCGGGUCCACCUGGAGUCAAGAUGGCUGGAUCGGCAUCGAGACCGAGGGCUUAUGCUACGCUGCAUCGCACAUGAAGGGGGGCGGUUGCUUCGUCCUUGGGGGAGAUCAUCACAUUCGGCAUGCCGAUUGGGGCUAA
Messenger RNA from Pestalotiopsis fici W106-1, 870 nucleotides. RefSeq lists its product as uncharacterized. The record is from RefSeq and is a predicted model, not a curated record. Lineage: Eukaryota; Fungi; Ascomycota; Sordariomycetes; Amphisphaeriales; Sporocadaceae. The transcript has a single exon. Bases 1 to 870 code for a protein of 289 amino acids.